AUAGGGGAAAGGAAAUUAAAUGUGAAGAAAUUCAUUAGCCUGCAAAUUUUUUGGAUGAGAGACUAUGGCUACUGCUCCAUCCAUAUCUCUCUCCUUCCUAGUAAUUAACCCAAAAUCACCUCUUUUUACCCACAAAAAUCCAUCAAUUUCACAAUUUUCUUCCCUUAAAAAGUCUCACCCUCACAUAAUUCACAGCCCACAUCUACCAACUUCAUCAAAAAUCAUCCGAAAUCAGAGAAUUUCUGCUCUUCCAGAGAAUUUUUUGGUGUCCGAAGUGAAUCUUGAUGAAACUACUGAUCAAAUUGUUUCAUCCACCAAUGACAAUGGAGUGUCUACCAUCAUACAAACGCUAUUGUUCAUUGCUUUCGUUGGUUUAUCUGUUUUAACCAUAGGGGUAAUCUACAUUGCCGUUACGGAUUUCUUGCAGAAAAGAGACAAGGAGAAAUUUGAAAAAGAAGAAGCGGCUAAGAAAAAGAAGAGUGGUCGUAAGGGGAAAAUUGUUGCAAGGGCUAGAGGCGGACCUAGAGGGUUCGGACAAAAGGUUGAGGAAGCUGACGACGAUGAUUAGGGAUGGCAAUUUUUCUAUUUCUUGGAUGAGUAGUUUUUCUUUGUUGGCAUGUAAUUUGUAUCAUUUUUCACUCAUUUACAUUUUACACUACUUAGUAA
Molecule: messenger RNA, 666 nt
Organism: Lycium ferocissimum
Lineage: Eukaryota; Viridiplantae; Streptophyta; Magnoliopsida; Solanales; Solanaceae
Exons: 1
Coding region: 65-568 (167 amino acids)
Source: RefSeq, a predicted model, not a curated record